This is a messenger RNA of Papilio xuthus (Asian swallowtail), 1688 nucleotides long. RefSeq names its product esterase FE4-like. The record is from RefSeq and is a predicted model, not a curated record. The transcript has 3 exons. NCBI's taxonomy places the organism in Eukaryota, Metazoa, Arthropoda, Insecta, Lepidoptera, Papilionidae. Bases 45 to 1646 code for a protein of 533 amino acids.
CGAUAAAGAGCGCGAUGUCAGUCUGUUAGCGAAACUCAUUGAAGAUGGCCACAUUGUCUAUAGAUCAAGGUAAAUUGAGAGGUGGCAAAUCUAAAACUGAUAAUGGAUUUGAGUAUUAUGAAUUUUUGGGAAUACCAUAUGCCAAGCCACCUGUUGGAAACUUAAGAUUUAAGAGUCCUCAACCUGCAGAGAAAUGGGACGGUGAAAAAGAUGCUACGGUCGCCAGCAAAGAAAACAUAGCUAUACAAAUGGAUAUUAUUGAGAGUCAUGGAAUUGUAGGAAGUGAAGACUGUCUCUACCUCAACGUUUAUACACCAAAGAUAACUGAAAAUGAAUCGGAAUUGCUACCAGUAAUGUUCUUCAUACAUGGAGGUGGUUUUGUAUAUGGAAAUGGUAUCCUGAAGAAAGACCAUGCUCCAGAUUUUCUCAUCGAACACAAUACAGUUAUAGUUAUAAUUAACUACAGAGUAUCAAUUUUAGGAUUUUUAUCUUUGGAGAUACCAGAAGUAGCAGGAAACAUGGGCUUAAAAGAUCAAGUCAAAGCUCUUGAAUGGGUGCAAAACAAUAUAGCACAUUUUGGUGGUGACAAAAAUAAUGUUACAAUAUUCGGCACGAGCGCCGGCGCUGCGUCCGUAGACUACCUUCUUGUUUCUCCAAAAGCGAAAGGACUUUUCCAUAAAGCCAUUCUUCAUUCAGGUUCUUGUCUAAAUCAUUGGGCAGUUAACUAUGAACCGAAGAAGCUAGCAUACAAAGUUGCCGAAAGUUUAGGUUACAAUGGAUCGUUAGAAGAUGUAAAUUCUUUAAAAGAAUUUCUGUUAAAAACCCCUGGAUCGGAUCUAAUGGCCACAGCGUUUAAUAUUUGCCAAAAAUAUACGGAUAGACAUCUUUUCUUUGGAUUCGUUCCAACAAUCGAAAAAGAUUUCGGUAAUGGGGAUGCUUUCCUAACCGACCAUCCGUAUCGCUUGCUGAAACAAGGACUUUUCAACCACGUACCAGUUAUUAAAGGAUUCUGUAACAAAGAGGGUUACUUAAUGAACGCGGUAAACCCUAAGGCAGUAUUAGAUGUCUUACAGAAUAAAAACUUUGUGGAACAUUGGCCAUUUGAACUUGAUGCAGAUGAUAAAGUCAAAUACAGCAAGAAAACGAAGAUGUUACUUGCUUACUCGAAGAACAUACAACCUGGAGAUGAUCAUGAUAAAAUAGCAGUAGACUUCUUUAGUGACUUAGACUUUGUAGCAGGCAUUUGGAUCAGUGGAAAAUUGAUGGCAGAAAAAGGAGUGCCCGUUCGCUUUUAUGAGUUUUCUUAUGAUGGUAAAAUAAACUAUUUAAAAUUGUUAUUUGGUAUCAAAAGGAAUGGAGCGGGUCACGCUGACGACCAUUCUUACAUCAUGUGCCAAGAUUCAACAAAAAAGGCACACGGCCAAGACCUCAUCAUACGCAAUACAAUUUGUCAUAUGUGGACUAAUUUUGCUAAAACGAGUUGCCCGACACCAACAGACAAUUCGGAUAAUUUAGUAGAUUGGCCUGUGUAUACAGGAAAUAAUCCCGUAUAUUUAAAUAUUGAUAAAAAAAUCGAAGUAUUAAAUAACUACGAACCACAAAGAAUGGCUAUUUUUGAAGAAAUUUACGACAAAUAUGGAAAAUAAAAUGGACGACAAACGAACGAAAAUUUAAAACCUACUGAAAAA